Galdieria sulphuraria is the source of this 1125-nucleotide messenger RNA. Its product is annotated as putative ferritin, chloroplast precursor. NCBI's taxonomy places the organism in Eukaryota, Rhodophyta, Bangiophyceae, Galdieriales, Galdieriaceae. The record is from RefSeq and is a predicted model, not a curated record. The transcript has a single exon. Gene Ontology annotation, molecular function: ferric iron binding; ferrous iron binding. Gene Ontology annotation, biological process: iron ion transport; intracellular iron ion homeostasis. Gene Ontology annotation, cellular component: cytoplasm. Bases 7 to 906 code for a protein of 299 amino acids.
AGCAUAAUGAUGGAAAUACACACAAUUUUCUACUCGUCAGUUUAUAAUAAAAUGACAAUGAAAAAUCCACUAUUGGUUUAUCAAGACUCGUGGAAUAUGGCUGCAUUUAUGAACACCUUGUAUCAGAUUAAUAGUCGUUGUCACUUUGUUCAUAAUAGUCAAUGUGUGAUAGACAAGAAAACUACAAAUAGUUUGAAAGUUUUUCAAUCCUCUAGAAAGAACAAAAAUAUUUUAGUUGUCUUGAAAAAACGCGACAACGGACCUCAGUGUUCACAGGAAAACAAGUCCACUUCGGGUAAAGAGAGACUUGAGUUUGCUCCUGUAGACUUGAGUAAAGAAAGUCCUUCGAAAGAGUUGGUCUUUCGACGGGAUGAACUCGAAGAACGGGAGACUAGAGUUAAUGUGGGUUAUGAUUGUCGUUGUGAAGAAGCUUUGAAUAACCAUAUUUGUGUCGAAUACACGGCUUCCUAUGUUUAUCACGGACUCUUUGCCUUUUUUGAUAGAGAUACUGUGGCUCUUCCAGGAUUUGCAAAAUACUUCAACGAACAGUCAAUCGAGGAAAGACAACAUGCUCAUGAGUUUAUUCAAUAUCAAAACGCAAGAGGUGGAAGAGUGGUAUUGAAGCCUAUUGCACUUCCAGAAAUGGGUUUCGAAAGCGUUGAUGCCACGUCGGAUGUGCUAUAUGCGAUGGAUCUGCACUUACAGUUGGAAAAGUAUGUUUACAGGAAAUUGUUGCAAUUGCAUAAAGUUGCAACAGAAGCUGAAGAUGUUCAGUUACAAGACUUUGUGGAGAAAUAUUUGGAGCAUCAAGUGGGAGCCAUAAAGGUUGCUGCAGAAUAUGUUGCGCAGAUAAAGAGAGUAGGUACUGGUCAUGGCGUUUAUGAUAUCGAUAGAAAAUUGUUAUGAGUCAUCGGAUACAUUGUUGUUGUUUUCACAGCGGUUGAUUAAAAUGAAGAAUUUCAGCUUGGCCGAAACAUUCCAUCCUUCCAAUCCGUUUUUGUUGGGUGACUUGCUCACUUGCCACCAGUACUAUCUGUUUAGGAAGAAAGAGAGAGAGAGAGUUUUGUAAAAUAAUACUUCAAGUCGCUAAAACGGACCUUUGAGUUCUGAGUUCUCCACAGCAAG